Syngnathoides biaculeatus (alligator pipefish) is the source of this 7439-nucleotide messenger RNA. RefSeq names its product solute carrier family 9 member A5 (gene slc9a5). The transcript has 16 exons. Gene Ontology annotation, cellular component: membrane. The record is from RefSeq and is a predicted model, not a curated record. Gene Ontology annotation, molecular function: sodium:proton antiporter activity. Gene Ontology annotation, biological process: regulation of pH; proton transmembrane transport; sodium ion transport. The coding region runs from base 775 to 3600 and encodes 941 amino acids. Lineage: Eukaryota; Metazoa; Chordata; Actinopteri; Syngnathiformes; Syngnathidae.
ACAUUUGCUCAUAUUUGGGACUGUUUUCGGUCAGCACUUCCGGAAAAGCACUUUUUGGUUUGUAUUUAUUUAUUUUUGUGUGUGUAUUUGUACAACGAAAUCUUUUGGUGGAGUUUUGUGUUUUUGCAACAUCAAUCAAGUGGACGGCUACUAAAAUUGUGGAUUUCAUUUUGGUUGAAACCUUUUCACUUUUGUACUUGUAGUUAAGGGAGCGACUUCAGUCCUUUGAGCAGAGUUUUUUUUUUGUUUUUUUUUUUGGGGGGGGGGGCCACGUAUCUUCAGUACCGCACCGCAACAGUUAUGACGUCCGCGUCGGUUUCAACCUCGCCGAUGGCGACAAACAACGGAUACAGUGAAGCAUGCUGAGCCGCUUAUCCUCACAAGGAGCCCAUCCCAGCUGUCAUCGAGCAGGAGGCGGGGUACACGUCGUAGUGCGCACACUGACGGACAAUUUACGGUUUGGAAUGUGAGAGGAAAAGGGAGCAAACGGGGAGAAGGUGCAAAGUCCACACAGGCGGGGCCGGGAUUUGAACCGCGGUUCUCCAAAGUGUGAGGCAGAAGCUCUCCCGUGGCGCCACAGUCAAGAAACACCAUCCCUAAACAAAAAGCCUCGGGUAAAUAGUACGUGCGUUGAAAGGCGUGCCCCCGAGCCCGGUAAAAUUGGUCUAGAACCGCCACAGGGACUCCCGACUCCUGUCUCCUGUCAAUGACUCCUCGAAGGCAAGAAGAAUUUUUUUGGGGGGGGUAAAAGAGGAACUAGUAGCCUCGUCCUCGAUGGCGUUUGGGCGGGGUCACAUGACUCCUCGGCCCCGCCCCUACCUCCGCCGGUUUAUAAACCCCACAAGGACGCACACACGCGGGAAAAUGCCUGCGCUCGUCACCGUGCGUGCGCGCGCACCCGCGCGGCGGCGGCUGCUGCUGCUGCUGCUGCUGACGAUGACGAUGACGAUGGUCGCGGCUUCCGGCACCGGAACCCGGACCGGGCGCGCGACCGUCGAGCCCGCCGAGGAGCACCCGAACCACCACGGCGGCGGGUUCCGGGUGGUCCAGUGGGAGUGGAGCUACGUGCAGACCCCUUACGUCAUCGCCGUGUGGCUCCUGGUGGCCAGCGUGGCCAAAAUCGUGUUCCACUUUUCGCAGCGUUUCACCACGGUGGUUCCCGAGAGCUGCCUGUUGAUCCUGUUGGGUCUGGUCCUGGGCGGCCUGGUCCUGCUGGCCAACGAGAAGCAGCUGUACCAGCUGGAGCCCGCCCUCUUCUUCCUGUUCCUGCUGCCCACCAUCGUGGGCGACGCCGGCUACUUCAUGCCCGCCCGCCUCUUCUUCGACAACCUGGGCGCCAUCCUCACGUACGCCGUGGCCGGAACGCUCUGGAACGCCUUCUGCACGGGAUUCGGACUGCACGCCGCACACGCGAUGGGACUCAUCGACGGGCGAGUGCAGGCCGGCCUGAUGGACUUCCUGCUGUUCGGAGCCUUGAUAUCGGCCGUGGACCCGGUGGCCGUGUUGGCCGUCUUCGAGGAAGUCCACGUCAACGACACGCUCUUCAUCAUCGUCUUCGGAGAAUCGCUGCUCAACGACGCCGUCACCGUGGUGCUGUAUAAAGUUUAUAUUUCCUUUGUGGAAGUCGGAGUGGAGAACGUGCGGACGGCGGAUUACUUCAAAGGAAUCGCGUCCUUCCUGGUGGUCAGCGUCGGGGGGACCUUCGUGGGUCUGGUCUUCGCGGUCCUCCUCAGCUUCAUCACACGCUUCACCAAAAAGGUUCGAAUCAUCGAGCCGCUCUUCGUCUUCCUGCUGGUCUACCUCGCCUACCUCACCGCCGAGCUCUUCUCCCUGUCCGCCAUCUUGUCAAUGACCUUCUGCGGCAUCGGAGCCAACAAGUACGUGGAGGCCAACAUCUCGCAGAAGUCCCGGACCACCGUCAAGUACACCAUGAAGACCCUGGCCAGCAUCGCCGAGACCCUCAUCUUCAUCUUCCUCGGCAUCUCCGCCGUGGACAAGUCCAAGUGGGCCUGGGACACGGGCCUGGUGGCCUGCACCCUCGUCUUCAUCUUCGUCUUCAGGGCCGCGGGCGUGGUAGGGCAGACCUGGGUCCUGAACCGGUUCCGUCUGGUCCCGCUGGAGAAGAUCGACCAGGUGGUGAUGUCGUACGGCGGCCUGCGCGGGGCGGUGGCUUUCGCUCUGGUGGUCCUGCUGGACAGUGAGCGCGUCAAGGCCAAGGACUACUUUGUGGCCACCACCAUCGUGGUGGUCUUCUUCACGGUCAUGUUUCAGGGUUUGACCAUCAAGCCGCUGGUCAAGUGGCUGAAAGUUCCUCGCUCCACCAGCAGGAAGCCGACCAUCAACGAGGAAAUUCACGAGAGGGCGUUCGACCACAUCCUGACGGCGGUGGAGGACAUCGCCGGCCUUCAGGGCUACCACCACUGGAGGGACAAGUGGGAGCAGUUUGACAAGAACCACCUGAGCAAGCUUCUGCUGAGGAAGUCGGUGUACCGGAAGAGCGAGCUGUGGGAGGCGUACCAGAAGAUGAACAUCCGAGACGCCAUCAGCGUCAUCGACCGGGGGGGGAACGUCCAGACGUCGGCCAGGCUCUCGCUGCCGUCGGUGACCAGCGGGGCCUCCUUUCCGGACGCUUCGGUCGCCAGCUACCUGCGCGAGAACGGCAGCGGCGUCUGUUUGGACCUUCAGGUCAUCGACAACGUUGCCGGUGCCAAAGUGGAGGAGGAGAUGGAGACUCAUCACUUCCUGGCACAAAACCUCUACAAACCCCGCAGACGAUACCAGUCGCACUACAGCCGUCACUUCAUGCCGGCGGGCGAGAAGGAGCGGCAGGAUCGAGAAGUUUUCCAGAGGAACAUGAAAAGCCGCAUGGAGACCUUCAAGUCGGGACGCCACAAGCGCCACAAGAAGGAGCGAAGCGUCAAGAAGCGCCGAGGCUCCGACUCCAAGGACGACGCCGGAGACGAGGCCAGGAGAAACCUCGGCCGGCGGCACAAAGAUCCCGAAGCGACCCCUCCGGCCUCGGAGGAGGGUCGAGAUCAAGGCCGGCGUUCGGAUCCGGAGAAGGAGGAGGACGACGUCGGUAUCACCUUCAUCGCCGCGAAAGCGGAAAGUCCCAAAAAACGGCCACACUCGGUGGCGGCGCCCCCCGGCGGCGAGGGUCACCUCCCGUGGAAAGGCGGCGGCGGCGGCGUGCCGUGGCCGCCCCCCUGCGUGUCCCUGGAGGCCACCAAGGUGAUCCCGGUGGACCUUCAGCAGGCCUGGAACCAAAGUAUCUCGUCCCUGGAGAGCGUCUCCUCGCCGCCGAGCAUCCCCGCCGAGCCCGUCCACCCUCGCGUCGGCGCCCUGUGCCGGCGCCAGGCCCCCCGUCCCGUCUCUUACGCCGCCCCCCUGCCGGACUCCUGCCGCGUCCCGCUUGAAAAGGAGGAAGAGGAAGAGGAGGAGGACGAGAUGAGGCCGCUCAUGCCGUCCCCGAGGCCGCCGGCGCCGCCCUCGCCGCGCCCCGUCCCCGGCCCCGCCUCGAGCGGGGGGAGGAAGCCCCGCGUGUACCUGAGGAGUUUGGUGACGGCGCCCCCGCACGGCCGUGGCCCCACUCAGCUUUGAGCUGCCCGGCCGACAGGAAGCGUGGCGACGCGCUUCCUGUCCGCGGCGCCUGCGCCGUCUCCAAAUAUUUCCUCCCUUCGUCAAACGGCGCAAUGUAGAUUCCAAAAAGCCGCAAAACGAAUAAAGACUCAACUGGAGCAGUCAAAAAGUCACCAGCGCAAUUGAGUGCAACCUUCUCGUGAUUGAUUUUUUUUUUUCAUUUCAAUUUUAACCAAAACUUUGUUUGUGCCUGUCCUCUUUCUUGCGUCAGAAGAGCUGCGAUUGCUUUUUUUUUUUUUGAGGGCGUUUUCAAAAGGUCGCAACUGGUGCACGAGGGAAGCGGCAUUCCGGUGGUCCGGGGUCAAAGGUCAACAAAGUACACGGCGAAACCAUCUCUGCCGCUCCUUCGCUCGUCACGGGAACCCGUCGGGCCAAAUCCGGAAGAAGGUUCUGCGUAUUCUGGUUCAUUUCGGACUGGCCCUCGGGUGGAAAAAUACGAAAAAGGAAAAUGUUGGGGUCAACUUAAACCCCAAACCGUAUCGAAGGACUUUUCGGCCUCAUAUAGGCACUCCCCGGAAAGUUCCGCAAUUCUGAAUCACAAAAGACCCGCGUCUAACCCUAACAACAUAAAAAGUAUGAAAGGGAGACAAAGAAUAAAACUACACGCACACGCGUUCACGGCAGGACUACUUUUGACUUGGACUCGAUUUCUCCAUCAACAUGUGGAGAAAAAUGAUUUGGAUUUUGUCACAAAGAAGGAGGGAUGAUUUUUCAGGCCUCCCCCGCAAGGCUCCUCUUGCGGUCUGCAUGUCCCAACGAGUCCACUCGGGUUUAUUUGCACCAUUUCAAGCGUGAUGCUGCGGAGGGUUGGACUCGAUUCCGAGUUCGGACCGCCGCCGAAGGGUCGAGCGGCUCGAGCGGGUCCGCUGCCGUCCCGCGACGGACUCAAUUUGCAAACAUCUCCACGCGCACUUUUCACCCACGACCGCGACAGACGCUCGCCCUCCGGUCGGGAAAAGAAGAAAGGGGAGCGCGACCGAGGGAUCGGGCGGCGACGCAGACGAGGGUGGUAGGGGUCACCCUCGUGAGCAUAAGCGGCUCAGAAAAGGGAUGGAUAGAUUCGAUCGUGGCUUAGUUGUGGAAUAAGUGCUGAAUUAUCGCAGCUGUAGUUCCACGCCGGGAGACGGGCCGAGAGCGCGAACCGGAGACGGGACGGAAGCCGCCGGAAAAAAGGGAGCAACCCGAGUCCAAGCCGAGGUCCCGACGGCGCGGGAACAGGACUCGUAUCGGGACCCGCAUCCUGAAAAAGGGCAGAGGUGCGGCGCCGACCGCCCUUAUGGUGAAAAGCCUCCUCGACCAAACAAACCAAACGAAUCCGAAAAUUUGCGACUGUGGGCUCUUGUUCCCAAAAGCUUCCGGAAGAAAUCCGCGCUGAAGCCUUUGAAUCUGAAGAGCUUCCGCGACAAAAGCUCCAAAAGCUCCAAAAGCUCCAAAAGCCUCCGGGACCAAUUCAGGCUGAUCGCUCUUAUUUUGAAAGCUAACCCUAACCGAAGGCGCUCAGGGCACUGACUCUUUAUUUUGGAAACGGCUCAGCGGCCACUUCCAUUUCCAAGGGCUCAAAGGACUCGUUUUUUUGUCCAAAAUUGCAAUCCCCGAGACUCUUAUUGUGAAAAUUGCUCCCACCACUUAUAGGCGAAAAUGGACACGAUGAGGACUUUUGUUCUGAAAGGCUCGCAAAAGAAAUCCCCACUGAGGGUUCCUCUUCUCCUGAAGGCUGUGCUCAAGGCGACUCUUAUUUUGAAGGAAGUUCAGCACGUGACUCGGCGGCCAGGUGCACCCGAGACGGCGACCGUGCGGGGCCCUACCGGACUCCGGCCUCCUUCCGGUCCAGCUUCGGCGGGACGCUGCUGCGCUCCGGAGUCAUCGCCUUGCCUGGUAAGCGGGUGUUAGCGUUAGCGGUGCCGCAGGGCCUCUUUCCGCUCCCCCGGGCUGCAGUUCUUCUCCGAGUCAGCGUUUCCCCGGCGCGUUUCGACGGGUUUGGAUCGUCCCAAACGUCUUGCGUUUAAGGUUUAUAUGGAGGCCACCUCAGUGCAGCGGAAAUGUUUUUGUAACCUGACCUUGUCACUAUUGACCCCUCCGCACAGGCCACUUAACCACGCCUCCUGAAGUGACGUCACGCCACGUGCGCUGACCUCAGACAAACAAUUAGCAAAAAUAUCGGCGCAGCAAGAAAAGACUAGAGCCAAAGUGUCCGAUUUACCGGCUGAUUUCUCACUCGCAUUCUUAGCUAACAGUGAAAUAUCGUUGAAAAGCAGACAGCGGGGCUUCAAGUAUUUCAGCGAGCGCUAUUUCAAUGGCAUCUACAUGCCUAUCGACGGAGAAACCGUUCGAUAUUAGCGCGAGUCAGAGGAAGACCGAGAAGCCACAUAAUAUGAUAUAUUAUAACCCAAAGACGAAGUCACGAAAAAACACAUAAACUCACCACAGAUCAAGCGUGUCAAUUGUUCACACGCAGCAGUGUUAUGCUAGCGGAGAACGUCUCAUUCAUUUAUACGAGACGUGUGUUGUGUUCCGGUUGAUUUUUAGAUGGAUUCAGUUGACCAUGCGGUCUUCCACAAAGUUUGAUCCAUCGAAGGCAUUUUUCGGACCGGGUCUUCGGUUUUGGAAAGGGUACGAAUCGAAGUCCCACCGACUCGCCUUUCGGGAUACCCGUCGUCACGAUUGCAAAGUCCGUGACCACGCCUCUUGACCAUAUUUUUUGUUAAAUAACCCAAAUACGCCAACGGAAGCUAUAGUGGACCACGCAAUGUUGUCUGAGGGAACUGCGGGUGGGAAAAAGGGGUGUGGUUUAUGCAGAUCUCUGGCCCGCAAAAAGUGGGCGCACGUGUGCCCAGAGGCGCGCCUGAAGGAGAUGCUGUCCAUGGGGGUGGGCAGCAGGCCUCACUUGGACAUCCGACCCAGCGCCGCCGCCGCCAUCAGCGACCGAGCCGUCCGCUACGUCGCCGGGCCCUUCGCUCGCCAUUGAGCAUUUGGAAUGGAAAGCAAGACGUCGUUCCCCGAAAAUCUGCAGACUCUGCGUAUACGUAAAUCUCGUUGCAUCUGUGACAGUCUGAACGUAAUCCCAAACUUUCUUCUUUCAAUUUGAACCCAUUUUGAGAUAUUCCUCGGAAGGCUUUUUGUCGCUAUUGGCUUCCAGGCGCCGGGACUCGAGCGUCCAUCGCCGCGUCGGCCUCCGAUCGCGCGAGGCGGCGACCUCCGUCGUCCAGCUUGUUGGGGUCCCUCGACCUGCACGUGUUCCGCCGCCUUCGCCACGCCGCCUUGCGUUGAGGAAGAUCAGCAAGCGUACGAGACCGCCAGCCAGCUUUCUACGAGUACCUUGGAAAAACCACAUUGACACAAGGAACUAAAGGGAAGUAGAGCCGUGCCCAACUUCCUGUUUGACGCAACCACACGCGCAAAAAGUCGAAAAGUACUUCAUGAGAAGUUGACAUGAAAAUGGACAGUACAUCCGACCUUCUCUCGUGUCGUCCGGCAGCCACGGAAAGUUCCGGCUCAUCGUCUCGUCGCCUCUCGGGGUCCACCGGCUCCGCCUCGUCCUCGCGCUCCUCCCGGAAGCCCGGGAGUGGUCACGCCCACGUACGCUUCCCGUUCGGGUGACAUCACUUCCUGAAGGGGGCCGCCCGUCCUCGGUGGGGGGGGGGGGCGCCAUCGUCGGCCCGGCGACACCCACCUGACCGUCGUCGAUCGAUGCCUGCGGUUGCCGUGACAACCUGACUGUUCAAAAAGCUGCUCUUUCACACGCUUUUGUUUGCGCGCGUGCAUCUGCUGCCACUUUUCUUAAAAAACAAAACAAGGACUGA